Onychomys torridus (southern grasshopper mouse) is the source of this 6081-nucleotide messenger RNA. It is a transcript of the gene Map3k5, whose product is annotated as mitogen-activated protein kinase kinase kinase 5. Lineage: Eukaryota; Metazoa; Chordata; Mammalia; Rodentia; Cricetidae. Bases 686 to 4822 code for a protein of 1378 amino acids. The transcript is spliced from 30 exons. Gene Ontology annotation, biological process: protein phosphorylation; MAPK cascade; intrinsic apoptotic signaling pathway in response to oxidative stress. The record is from RefSeq and is a predicted model, not a curated record. Gene Ontology annotation, molecular function: MAP kinase kinase kinase activity; ATP binding.
CAGUAGGCGGCCGGAGGCGGGUGGCCGAGACGACGAGCGGCUGCGAGGAGCUGCCAGACCGACGCUGGGACUCGGAGGGCGCGGCGAUCCCGUGAAAGAGGAGGGGAAGGAAGGAGGAGGCGCCGGAGUCGAUGCAGGGGAGCUGCCGCCGAGCAGGGAGGCGGGUCCUUUCGGGUGCGGCCACCGCGGUUCCGGGACGCGGCCCGGGGCAGCCCGCCCACCGCGCGUAAGGUGUUCUCCAGGUAGCGCGCCGGCACCCAGAGGGCGCCCUCGCCCCGGCCCGCGCUCCGCCCGCGCCAGCUCGCGGCUCCCCGAGCGCGGCGCCCUUGAGCCGCCAGCGGCCGCGCAGGUUGGCCGCCGACUGGUCCGCCCGCCAAGAGGAGGAAGCUCUGUCCCUUCCCGCUCGCCGCGGCUGGCGUCCCCACCCCGUGGACUCUCCACCCUGCAGCGGGCGAGCGGCGUGGCCACGGAGGCGCCGAGGAGGGGCGAGCCGCCUCCGGGCAGCGGCGUGGCCCCGGGGGACAGGGCGCCCGAGCGGAGGCGGCGGCGCGGCGGCGAAGGCGCGGCGCGCGAUGGCAGCUGCCUAGCCCGGCGUGCGCGGAGCAGCCCGGAGCUGUGGCUGGCCAGACGGUGCGUCUGGGCUGGAGACCCCGGGGUCGCUGCCGCGGCAGUCCGGCAGGCAGAGAUGGGCACCGAAGCCGGCGAGGGCAUCACUUUCUCCGUGCCGCCCUUUGCGUCCGCGGGCUUCUGCACCAUCCCGGAGGGCGGCAGCUGCCGGAGGGGAGGAGGAGCGGCGACGGCAGCGGAGGGCGAGCCGAGCCAGCUGCCUCUGCCACCGCCGCCACCGCCGGGCAGUUUCUGGAACGUGGAGAGCGCGGCCGCUCCUGGCACCGGGUGCCCUACGACCACCCCCGGGAGCAGCGCCACCCGAGGCCGGGGCAACUCUGGCAGCGGGGGCGGCCGGAGGACCACCGUGGCAUAUGUGAUCAACGAGGCGAGCCAGGGGCAGCUGGUGGUGGCCGAGAGCGAGGCCCUGCAGAGCCUGCGGGAGGCGUGCGAGGCGGUGGGCGCCACCCUGGAGACCCUGCAUUUCGGGAAACUGGACUUCGGGGAAACCGCGGUGCUGGACCGUUUCUACAACGCAGAUAUCGCUGUGGUGGAGAUGAGCGAUGCUUUCCGGCAGCCAUCUUUAUUUUACCAUCUUGGGGUGAGAGAAAGCUUCAGUAUGGCCAACAACAUCAUCCUCUACUGUGAUACGAAUUCCGACUCUCUUCAGUCCCUGAAGGAAAUCAUUUGCCAGAAGAAUACUAUGUGCACUGGGAACUACACCUUCGUCCCUUACAUGGUGACGCCACAUAACAAGGUCUACUGCUGUGACAGCAGCCUCAUGAAGGGCUUGACGGAGCUCAUGCAGCCCAACUUUGAGCUGCUGCUGGGGCCCAUCUGCCUACCCCUGGUGGACCGCUUCGUUCAGCUUCUGAAGGUGGCGCAAGCAAGCUCCAGCCAGUAUUUCCGGGAAUCUAUACUCAAUGAUAUCAGGAAAGCUCGGAAUCUGUUUACUGGUAAAGAAUUGGCAGCGGAACUGGCGAGGAUUCGGCAGCGAGUGGACAAUAUUGAAGUUUUGACAGCAGACAUUGUCAUCAACCUGUUGCUUUCCUACCGAGACAUCCAGGACUACGAUUCCAUUGUGAAGCUGGUAGAGACGCUAGAGAAACUGCCCACCUUUGAUUUGGCCUCGCAUCACCACGUGAAGUUUCAUUAUGCAUUUGCACUGAACAGGAGAAAUCUCCCUGGAGACAGAGCAAAAGCUCUUGACAUCAUGAUCCCCAUGGUUCAAAGUGAAGGACAAGUUGCUUCAGAUAUGUAUUGCCUCGUUGGCCGAAUCUACAAAGACAUGUUUUUGGAUUCCAAUUUCACUGACACCGAAAGCAGGGACCAUGGGGCAUCUUGGUUCAAAAAGGCAUUUGAGUCUGAGCCAACACUACAGUCAGGAAUUAAUUAUGCAGUCCUCUUGCUGGCAGCUGGGCACCAGUUUGAAUCCUCCUUUGAGCUUCGGAAAGUUGGGGUGAAGCUGAGCAGCCUUCUGGGUAAAAAGGGGAACCUGGAAAAACUCCAGAGCUACUGGGAAGUUGGAUUCUUUCUGGGAGCCAGCGUCCUGGCCAAUGACCAUCUACGAGUCAUUCAAGCUUCUGAAAAGCUGUUCAAACUGAAGACACCAGCGUGGUACCUCAAGUCUAUUGUGGAAACAAUUUUGAUAUAUAAGCAUUUUGUGAAACUGACCACAGAGCAGCCCAUGGCCAAGCAGGAACUCGUGGACUUUUGGAUGGAUUUCCUGGUUGAAGCCACGAAAACAGAUGUUACUGUCGUUAGAUUUCCAGUAUUAAUAUUAGAGCCAACCAAAAUCUACCAGCCUUCUUACCUGUCUAUCAACAAUGAAGUGGAGGAGAAGACAAUAUCUAUUUGGCACGUACUUCCUGAUGACAAGAAAGGUAUACAUGAGUGGAACUUCAGCGCUUCCUCUAUCAGGGGAGUAAGUAUCUCCAAGUUUGAAGAACGAUGCUGUUUUCUUUACGUGCUUCACAAUUCUGAUGAUUUCCAAAUCUACUUCUGCACAGAGCUCCACUGUAAAAGGUUUUUUGAAAUGGUGAAUACCAUCACCGAAGAGAAGGGCAGAGGCACGGAGGAAGGGGACUGUGAAGGUGACUCCCUGGAGUAUGACUAUGAAUAUGACGAAAACGGUGACAGAGUCGUGUUAGGAAAAGGCACUUACGGGAUCGUCUAUGCAGGUCGGGACCUGAGCAACCAGGUCAGGAUUGCUAUUAAGGAAAUCCCCGAGAGAGAUAGCAGAUACUCUCAGCCCCUGCAUGAAGAAAUUGCCUUGCACAAGCAUCUGAAGCACAAAAACAUUGUCCAGUAUCUGGGCUCCUUCAGUGAGAACGGCUUCAUUAAAAUCUUCAUGGAGCAAGUCCCGGGAGGAAGUCUUUCUGCCCUCCUUCGUUCUAAAUGGGGCCCGUUAAAAGACAACGAGCAAACGAUUGGCUUCUAUACAAAGCAAAUAUUGGAAGGAUUAAAAUACCUUCAUGACAAUCAGAUCGUUCACCGGGAUAUAAAGGGUGACAAUGUAUUGAUUAAUACCUACAGUGGUGUUCUCAAGAUCUCUGACUUCGGGACAUCAAAGAGGCUGGCUGGCAUAAACCCCUGCACCGAGACCUUUACAGGAACCCUGCAGUACAUGGCACCAGAAAUCAUCGAUAAAGGACCACGAGGCUAUGGAAAAGCUGCAGACAUUUGGUCUUUGGGAUGCACCAUCAUCGAAAUGGCCACCGGAAAACCACCGUUUUAUGAGCUAGGAGAGCCCCAAGCAGCCAUGUUCAAGGUGGGGAUGUUCAAGGUCCACCCAGAGAUCCCAGAGUCCAUGUCUGCUGAGGCCAAGGCAUUCAUACUGAAGUGUUUUGAACCGGACCCUGACAAGAGAGCCUGUGCUAAUGACUUGCUUAUUGAUGAGUUCUUAAAAGUUUCCAGCAAAAAGAAAAAGACACAACCCAAGCUUUCAGCUCUCUCGACCGGAUCAAAUGAAUAUCUUAGAAGUAUCUCCCUGCCAGUCCCUGUCCUGGUGGAAGACACCAGCAGCAGCAGCGAGUACGGCUCUGUUUCUCCUGACACGGAGCUGAAGGUGGACCCCUUCUCCUUUAAAACCAGAGCCAAGUCCUGCGGGGAGAAGGAUGGGAAAGGGAUACGGACACUCUUCUUGGGCAUCCCAGACGAAAACUUCGAAGAUCACAGCGCGCCGCCUUCCCCUGAGGAGAAAGACUCCGGCUUCUUUAUGCUGAGAAAGGACAGCGAACGACGGGCAACCCUCCACAGGAUCCUGACAGAAGACCAGGACAAGGUUGUGCGGAACCUGAUGGAAUCUCUGGCCCAGGGUGCUGAAGAGCCUAAACUGAAAUGGGAACACAUCACAACCCUCAUCACGAGCCUCCGAGAGUUUGUGCGGUCCACUGACCGAAAAAUCAUAGCCACCACCCUGUCAAAGCUGAAGCUGGAGCUGGACUUCGACAGCCACGGCAUCAACCAGGUGCAGGUGGUCCUCUUUGGCUUCCAGGAUGCGGUCAAUAAAGUUCUCCGGAAUCAUAACAUCAAGCCGCACUGGAUGUUCGCCUUGGACAGUAUCAUCCGAAGGGCUGUGCAAACGGCCAUUACCAUUCUGGUUCCAGAGUUGAGGCCACAUUUUAGCCUUGCGUCCGAGAGUGACACAGCGGAUCCAGAGGACGUGGAUGUCGAAGAAGAACACGAGGACUCCCCUUCCAAUCCAACGGUCCGAAGACCUCAGGCGGUCAUCGAGGAUGCUGUGGCUACCUCGGGAGUGAGCACGCUCAGCUCCACUGUAUCCCAUGACUCCCAGAGUGCUCACCGGUCUCUGAAUGUGCAGCUUGGAAGGAUGAAAAUAGAAACUAAUAGAUUACUUGAAGAGCUAGUUCGGAAAGAGAAAGAGUUACAAGCACUCCUUCAUCAAGCUAUUGAGGAAAAAGACCAAGAAAUCAAACACCUGAAGCUCAAGUCCCAGCCCAUAGACAUCCCUGGGUUCCCCAUGUGCCGCCUGCACUGUCCUGGUCCAACCACUGAAGAUUCGGAACUUACCGGCUGGCUGAGGGAAAACGGAGCUGAUGAGGACACUAUAAGUCGGUUUCUGGCUGAGGAUUACACACUAGUGGAUGUUCUCUACUAUGUUACACGUGAUGAUCUGAAGUGCCUCAGGCUAAGGGGAGGGAUGCUGUGCGCGCUGUGGAAGGCCAUCGUUGACUUUCGGGACAAACGCGCCUGACGGCCACUGGUUUAACCUUCAGCAGAGACUCUGAACAUCAACACAGAACUGCUCUCCUUAGGGGAGGGCAAGUUGAAGGGGGAAGAGAAAGAAGCUGGCUGCACUUUAAAUCCAGUAUUGUUUACUCAUGUCGAAAGAAAAAAAGAUGGACAAAAUACACUGAAAUGUCCUGACUUCUAUUUCUACAAAAUUCCUGAGGACUCUUCGUAAAGGCUUAAAAUAAUCCUAAUUAGAAUCCCGAUGCCAAGGAUCGUUGUAGUCUGCACAUUUUGAUGGAGAUAUUUUUUAAGUGGGCAGCUUUGCGUUUCAGCCCAAAUGUCUAUCGUGGAACAGGCAGAACAUUUUGUGGGACAGUGCACCACUGGAUCAAAACCAAAAUGUGACCACAACUUUUAAGGGUCCUCUGUGUGUGCUGUGCCCUGAGCACCCGAGUAGAAAUGCACAAUUUGGAUCGUUGUAUAAAGUUCUUUUUUUUUUUUUUUAAAGUGUGCAGAAUCCAAGAGUAAUGGUCUCUACUCUGUGUACUGAUUGUCAUAUUGACUGUAUUUUUGUAACUGAAGUUUCUGGCCCUGGAGUGUGUUUGUUGGAGGUGUUUCUGUACUACUGAACUACACCAGUUGCCCAUGCCUGGAUCAUAGUGAUGUUAGCUUGUUCUAAAGCUAUCAAUUAUGACAUGUUUACUCAGAAAGUAAAAAGAUUGCCAAUGUGCUACUUUGAUAAAGUCCAGAACAUUCUUAUUUUGUGCUGAUGAACUAAAUGAAUGGGUUAAAAUGUAGUUGGAUUUUAUUGUUGUUGUUCUUGUUGUUCAGUUAUGAUGUUAAGUAGAAUCUGUCUCUAUUCAAACCAUGAAAAGAUAGUUGGGAUCUGGAUUGUUCCUUGGGGACAGCAGAGGGGCGCAAAAGAGUGGUUACCUUGAAAAAGUAGACACCACUCCAUAGCUAAGAGGUUUGCAAGAAGGAUCCUAAUAGACAGCACUUUCUUUUCUGUCUCCUUGAUGUGGUUCCCAUAUUUGGGGAGGUUUUGAGCCAAAUGUUAUAUUUUUAUGAGCCUUCCCAUAUUAACAGGAUGAGAUCUGAAACUCAUGGGUGGAUAAAUAAAUUUCUGACAUACACAAGAAUGUGCUUAUGACACAGGAUGGGAGCAAUAAAGAGGUGUUUGAGUACCACAACUUAACCCAUAUAAAAGUCUUCAGUAAUAGAAAUGGUCUUUAUUUCUAUGUGAAAAUAAAAGUAUAAUGCAUCAUAGUGCAUCUGAAUAUA